AUGGCGAGCACGACUCCCAGUGAGAGUGUGGAUAGUGAGUUGCACUGCUCCAUCUGCCUGGGCACGUUCGUCUGCCCCUCCACGCUGAGCUGCGGACACUCCUUCUGCCUGCGGUGUUUGGAGGCCGUCUGGGAGACGGCGAGCAGCUUCAGCUGCCCGCAGUGCCGAGCGACCUUCCCUGUGCGACCCCAGCUGAGGAGGAACGUGACCCUCGCCAACCUGGCAGAGCAGCUCAGAGUUGGAGACGGGAUGGCCACGGUCGUCAUGUGUGACAAUUGCGGUGACGGCCACACUCCUGCAGUGAAGACCUGCCUGAGAUGUGAGAUGUCCUACUGUUUUUCUCACUUUAGGCCUCACGUGGAGAAUCCCAGGUUGAGAGACCACGCCGUGGUAGAUCCCACUGCGAGCUUGGACGAGAGAAGAUGCCGUAAUCACAAACGGGAGCUGGAAUUCUACUGCACAGUAGAUAGAAGCCUGGUUUGCUCAUCUUGCGUCAUCGCAGGAGAACACACAGUACACAAGGUCCUGACGCUGAAGGACGAGCACGAGACACGGAAGACGCGCGUAGGGGAGGAGACACGAGCGGUGGAGGAGAAGAGGAAGGAGGCGGAGGAGUCCGUGAAGCGGAUGGAGGCCGCUCGCAAGGAGGCGCAGGAAUCGGUGGCCGGGAUCAGGGGUCGCAUCACGGGCAAGUUCGCCCGCCUAAAGAAGGCUCUGGACGAAGACGAGAGAGAGGCUCUCCAACGCGUGGCCUUGAAGGAGCGCGAGCUGCUGUCCCGGAUAGACGAGGACAUCGCUCGUCACAAGCGAGAGAUCAGCGAGCUCCAGGCGGAGGCCGCUCGCCUGCGCACCCUGCAGCACGAGAGGGACUCGCUCGCCUUCCUGCAGGGGCACCUGGAGGAGACGCGCAGGAGAGAGAUCCCAAAGGAAUCUGCACCCCAACCUCCCACUUCACUGGACCCCACCAGGAUCUGCUCCCUUGAAAGGGCCAUGCGCAGACUCCUGCCUCUCGUCUAUGGACGCUCACCGACUCUGGACACAAACUCAGCCUGCGACCACCUCCAGAUUUCCUCGGAUCUCAGGACGGUGACGCAGAGCGAUGUCCCUCAGGGUCGCCCCCAUCACCCAAACCGCUUUGAGUACCGGCCACAAGCGCUCUGCUCUGAGAGCUUCUCGUGGGGUCAGCACUACUGGGAGGUGGACGUGGGGAGCGCGGAGUGGUGGUGUCAGGUUGGAGUCGCGUACGCGACGAUCCCAAGGAGAGGGCGUGGUGAUGAGUGCUGCCUGGGAGGGAGUGACGUCUCCUGGUGUCUACAGAAACUUGGCGACAGCUUCUCAGUGCUGCAUGGUGGGGUAGUGACGUCACUGUCAGUUCCGCAGCCUCCGCGGAGAGUCGGGGUCCAUCUGGACUGGGACGCGGGGCUGCUGUCGUUUUACUGCACCGACUCCAUGUUGUUGUUGCACUCGUUUCACCAAACAUUCACUCAGCCCCUACACCCUGGGCUGGGGGUGUGGGGUGAUGGUGGUGAGUCAGUGAGGAUUGUGGAUCUGAGUGGUGCGUCCUGA
Petromyzon marinus (sea lamprey) is the source of this 1566-nucleotide messenger RNA. Lineage: Eukaryota; Metazoa; Chordata; Hyperoartia; Petromyzontiformes; Petromyzontidae. The record is from RefSeq and is a predicted model, not a curated record.